AACUUAAUAAGUAACGUUGGUAAUCUUAAACUAAUUGAUAAUUUCAACAGAGAAAACUUGGCAAGCCACUCCAAUUAAAGCUGGUAAUUUCUUAAAAAAGUUAGUAAUUUUAAGUAUUUGCUAAAAAAUAUAAAUAGAAGUUUGUAAACAACAAGAGAAUAUUAUUGUGUCAUGAACUCCAAUGCCUGUGGUCCUGGAUCACCCACACCACUCGAGUAUGCGAAUGAGACGGUGGGUAAUGUGGAUGUGAAUCUGAGCAGACUUUAGAAAAGAUCCUUCUCAAUAGGUUCACGGUCACAACGAUAAUGUUUUAGAAUGCAUAAGAUAAAGAUGACGGCUUAACUCAUUUUUGGCUAUUUGUCUAGAUGACAAUGAAAUUCUAUGUGCCAUUAAUUGAGAAGCUACCAUCGCGGAAUUCUAUAGUCAUAAGGAUAUGGUCAACAAAUGCUCUCAAACUAACUUGUUAGGUAACCAAUUGAAGAAGUAAGAAACCUGAAUUUAGGGACGCAAUCAAAAUGGAAUUACCCUUUUCAAUUUUAUUUUAUUUUUGAGCUAGGUGAGAUGUGCAAACCCCACAUGUAUAGAGUUACAUUUCUCAGACAUUUAAUUUGAUUCUCGACCCAUCCAUCAGCCUUGGUCUUUUUAAACUCCUAAAGUCUCGUUAAUUUUUGCAAAUAUACUUUGGAAUUUGGUGUCGAUAUGGUACCUUAAAUUGAUGGGGACUGGCCAACCACUCCCGCUCUCCAUAAUUUGAGAUUACUCGACUUGACUUCUUCUAAAUGAUGUCGACUUGUGUGGCUUAGGCCAUUCCUUAAUCCUUCGGUUAUAUCUUUGCCACUUCUCUUGAACAAUGCCGCAACACAAUGGAAAUGGAAAUGGAAACCGACCCUCACUUUCCUACUUGACCAUCUCUCGUUGACCCCUGUUCCAAACGGAGUUCUUGCAACUUCCUUGAAAUGCAUAAGACCGCGAUUUCCAUCAUCCAAGUCUUGUAAAAUCACUUUAAAAUGUGGUGUGGUUUAACAUGUACUUCGACAAGAAAAGCAUGACAUAUUUUUUGUGAUUUGCUUUCAGAAUUUCGGCGGACAUAGCCACGAUGAAAAGAAAAAGAAGUUCAGAAACAGGAUCUAGUAGAAACGGCACAUGUGGAGCUCAGUUUGAUGUGUUCUUGAGUUUUCGAGGACCGGAUACUCGCGCUACCUUCACAGAUUCCCUCUACCAUGCCCUGCUAGAUAAGGGUAUCCAUGUUUUCAUAGACAAGAAGGGCAUCGAUGUCGGUGAAGAGAUUGGCCCCGAGAUUUUCCAGGCCAUCGAUGACUCGAAAAUCUGCAUUCCCAUCUUCUCUAGAGGCUACGCCUCUAGUAGCUGGUGCCUGCGCGAGCUGGAACACAUGAUGGCACGUAGAAAAGCAUAUGGAAAAGAGGUUAUGCCCAUUUUUUAUGAUGUGGAACCUUCGGAUGUGAAGCUUGAAUCUGGAGUGUAUAGGGAUGCAUUGACUCUGCAUGAAGAAAAACGUGGGGCUGAGAUUGUACGACGCUGGGCGGAAGCACUCCAAGAUGUUACUGGAAUCAAGGGGUGGGACACCAAGAACACAGGCCAUGGAGAACUCACAAGACUAAUAGCUCGUAAAGUUUUGGUUAAGCUUAAGGUGUCUCCGGUAUAUCUGUCUGAUCAUUUGAUUGGGAUCAACCAAUCAGUGGAUGAAGUAACAGAGUUGUUGAGUGUUGAAUCCAAGGACAUAAGGUUUGUUGGAAUAUGUGGAAUAGGUGGUAUAGGCAAGACAACUCUUGCCAAGCAUGUUUACAGUAAAUUGUCAGUUAAUUUUGCAAGUUGUAGCUUUAUCCCAGAUAUUCGACAAGCAUCAGAAAGUUCAAGUUUUGGUCUUCUAAAUUUGCAAAGGCAACUGGUGCAUGAUAUCCUUGGGGACAAAUCGAUUGAGGUUUCUAGCAUCGAUCAAGGGAAAAAUAUGAUGAAAGAACGAUUUAGUAUAAAAAAAGUUCUUAUUUUCCUUGAUGAUGUAAAUCAUAGAAGCCAACUUAUGGCAUUAGCAGCAAAGAAAGAAUGGUUUGGAUGGGGAAGUAGAAUAGUUGUAACAACAAGAGAUAAGAGUGUUUUAUGUGGAUUCCAAGGUCAAUUUGAACAUUGUUUGAUUUAUGAAGCUAAGGAACUCGACUAUCUCGAAGCUUAUCAACUUUUUAGCAUGCAUGCCUUUAGAAGAAACUCUCCUCCAAAUGAAUUCCUGAGUCUAUCUAAGAAAGUUACUGCAAAAACCGGCGGGCUUCCUCUAGCUAUUGAAGUGAUUGGCUCAUUUUUAUAUGGAAAAAAGGAAGCAGUGUGGCAAGAUACAUUGAAAAAGAUGGAAGAUUGUCCUCAUAAGGAUGUGAAGGAUAAGCUAAUGUUGGGUUAUGAGGCGUUAGAUCAUCAGCAACGGCAAAUAUUUCUUGAUAUUGCUUGUUUUCUAGUUGGAGAAAAUAAGAGAAAUGCAUAUUACAUGUGGGAUGACUGUGAAUUUUUUCCAGAUGAGGGGAUUGAAGUUCUUCUUUUAAUGUCCUUAGUGAAAAUUACAGAAAAGAACCGAUUAUGGAUGCAUGAUCAGCUUAGAGACUUGGGGAGGAGCAUUGUCCGCCAAGAAAGUUGCAAAGACCCCGGAAAACUUUCUCGGGUGUGGAAUCACGAAGAAGGUCUUGAUAUGAUCCAAAGAAAGAAGGGAACAAAAACUGUUGUAGCGAUUUGUAUGAACUUUCGUGGGAUAAUACCAGCCACAAUUUUGACAUCAGAUGAAUUUAUGAAAGUACCAAGUAUUAGGUUUCUUAGAAUGGUUGGUGGGAACCUCUCUGGAGACUUUAAGAAUCUCUUUUCAGAAUUGAGAUGGCUAUCUUGGAAGUAUGGUCCUUCAGAGUUGCUUGCAACCAACUUUUGCCCAAAAAAUCUAGUCAUCCUCGACCUAUCAUGGAGCCAAAUAGAAUAUUUUUCGGGUGAUUGGACUCUAUUUAAGGUGGCUACGAGAUUGAAGGUCCUUAAUCUUUCGUAUUGCCACUGGUUGACUGUAACUCCAGACCUAUCAGCACAUUCAUCCUUAGAAAUACUAAUUCUUGAGGAGUGUGAGAAUUUGAAUUGGAUUGAUCCGUCCAUUGGUCAACUAAGGCGUCUAAAGCACUUGAAUCUAAAUGGAUGUUGUUCUCUCUGGAAAUUGCCUAUAUUAGGUUCUCUGAAAGCUUUGACUGAGCUGUUCAUGGAUAGAGUGACCUCUGCACUAGAAAGUUAUGAAAAGAAUUGGUCAUAUGUAGAAGUCAAAGCUAUCAUGGAUGGAGUGACCUCCGCACGAGAAAGUAAUGGAAGCGAUUGGCCAUCUGUAGAGAAAAGUCUAGGCAUUAGGCAUGUCCCAAGCUCAAUCGGAGCACUUUUGAAUCUCGAGUGCUUGUCCAUUUGUGGAGCUCCGAGGCUAACAAGACUUCCAGAAUCAAUUGGGUUGCUGAAAUCUUUAGUUGAAUUGAAUAUCUCGGACACAGGAAUUAUAGAGUUGCCUAGCUCGAUUGUUCAUCUAAAGAACUUGAAAGUCUUGAAGAUGAACAGAAGUUGCAUAACAAAGCUACCGGCGGCAAUUGGGAUGUGGGAGAAACUGGAAGAGAUUCAUGGAGAGGAUUGUUCGGCAUUACAGAUGAUUCCCAAUGAUGUUGCAAGACUAUCUUUCUUGAAGAUUUUCAAAUUAACAGAAACUCGUGUGAAGAAAGUACCAGAGCUUCCCCCAAGUUUAAUAAGUCUGUAUCUCUCUUCAACAGCAGAAGUUCUGGACAUGUCGAAUCUGAGAAAUUUGAAAUUGAGUUUUCCCACGUCAACCUCCAUCACAGCUUUGGAAAUGGAUAGAACUUACAAGCUAUGGUGGAUUGGGAAACUAUUGAGACUGGAGUACUUAAGAUUGGAACUUCCAAGCAUCACCAGCAUACCAUCAGAUUUGGAUCACCUUUGUUGCCUGAAAGAACUUCUACUCGUCCGCUGUAAGAAGCUGCGGCACAUUGGACUGCUUCCCUCUAGUUUGAGGAAACUUACAGUUUCCCACUGCAAUGUUCUACAAAGUAUAGAUCUCUCCAACUUGCAGAAGUUGUUGGAGUUAAGUCUCAGUUUUGCGAUUUCCUGUGUUCGGGGCCUUGAAGGUUUAAGAUCAUUACAGUGCCUGAAACUGUCGUCCUGUGAGUUUAGCGAGCUCAGUGGGCUUGAAAGUCUAGAGAAGCUACAAGUGUUGUCAAUUGAAUUUUGCCCCCUCCUUCAUACAUUGCCCAACUUAUCUGACUUAAAAUGUCUGAAGGACCUUUUUCUGUGGAGUUGUCGGAAACUGGUCGAGAUUCAAGGUCUUGACAGAUUGGAAUCACUACAAUCGAUCACCAUUGGAGGCUGUAGUUCCUUGCUAACUUUACCUGAUCUAUCCAAUUUGAAGAAGCUGGAGUACUGUGACAUUGAAUGUUGCUCCAAAGGUAAAAUCCCAGGAGAAGUAUAGCUCAAAGCCAUCGUGACCUUUCAGUCUGCCAUAGUUGAAAAAGCUUGUAAUCAAAGGAGUAGAUAACAUAA
This is a messenger RNA of Syzygium oleosum, 4563 nucleotides long. Its product is annotated as disease resistance protein L6-like. NCBI's taxonomy places the organism in Eukaryota, Viridiplantae, Streptophyta, Magnoliopsida, Myrtales, Myrtaceae. The coding region runs from base 1097 to 4492 and encodes 1131 amino acids. The transcript has 4 exons. Gene Ontology annotation, molecular function: ADP binding. The record is from RefSeq and is a predicted model, not a curated record. Gene Ontology annotation, biological process: defense response; signal transduction.